This is a messenger RNA of Melampsora larici-populina 98AG31, 630 nucleotides long. RefSeq lists its product as uncharacterized. NCBI's taxonomy places the organism in Eukaryota, Fungi, Basidiomycota, Pucciniomycetes, Pucciniales, Melampsoraceae. The record is from RefSeq and is a predicted model, not a curated record. The transcript has a single exon. Bases 1 to 630 code for a protein of 209 amino acids.
AUGUUUGAUUGGAUUAUAGAAGUGAAUUUAGUUGAGGAAAAAGAAUUAUCAGAAUCGGAAAAGUCUUCACUUCUUUCUAAACAAGAUCAAAACAAGAUAGAUGAAGUAGAAAGGACUAAAACAAAUUCAAAGAAACCUCAAACAUCCGGAAAUGAAAAACCAAUUGAUCGUUCAGAAUCAAGUUCAAGUUCAAGUUCAGAAUCAGAAUCAGAAUCAAAAGAAACCAAAAAACCAAAAAAUUCACUGAUUGAACAAUUCAAACAAAUGUAUCAAAAUUGGAAAAAAACAAUCAUCUCAAAUUGGAAAAAACAUACUUCGAUGGAACCAUUGGAAAAAGAAGAAACCAAAACUUAUCCAGAAAGUAAACCAGGUACAUACAAACAUUGGUAUCGUACCUCAGAUUCGAUCUUAGCACGAUUAUUUAGAGGGAUCAGACGUUAUUUCACUUUGAAUAAACCUCAACCUGUUAAAGGACCAUUAAAACCUAAAGUAGAAGAAAAAGCUCCCACAACUGAAACUAAACUUGCUGAAUCUACUAAAGAUCUUCCUACUGCUACUGGAAGUAAAGAUACUGAAAAACCCAAAGAGGUUCAAGUAGGCUCUGAAGUCGAUCCCAAGAAAACUUCAUGA